AUGAUGUUCGAAAGUACCUGUUAAUUUGAAAGCCAUGAAUUAAAACCAAUUUUGGGAGUCUGCACAAACCUAACAUGCAAAAAUUUUAGACCUUAUUGUCAUUAAUGUCUGAUAGAAUUUCACUCUGAUCACAUUACAGAAAUUAGGGAUUUACAAUAAAUAUCCUUUUGGGCUUAAAGUUGUGCUCCAUUAUAAGAACAGUUGAUUUAAUCAAUCAAUUAAUAUAGUAGCAUAGUUGAUAAACUUACAAAUCUGAAGAACUCUUUAGAAUUCAAUACUUAAAUUGAUCUAUCAUUACUUAGAUUGUCAGAUUUAGAUAACUAUAUAACUUGUGUAGUUAACUUAUCAUCAAUUUAAGAUUUCAUUUAAGAAAUCUUCAAUAAGUCACAAGAUUAAUUAGAAGUGGUGAGUAUUUUGUGCAAAGAAACGAUUUCAUUAUAAAGUAUCAUUUUAUACAAUUAUAAUUUAAGAAUUUAAAGAAAACAUAUAUUACCAAUAAGAUAAGCCAGAAGAACUAUAGGUUGAAUAAAUAGAAAUAAUUUCUGAAGCAAAUGAGAACUAAAAAUAAUCAAUUGAGAAGCAGCCAGAUCUUCAAAUAGUUUCAGAUGUUGAUGACUCUAAAAUGAGAACUCCAGAAAAAUAAAAGAAAAAAGAAUAACCAAAACCUAGGAAUUCAGAAUAGAAUCGAAAGAUACCAUCAAAUUAUUAUGUCCCUACUGCUUAAACUAGAUCUUAGUCUUACAAAAAUUAAAUCUCUGCAACUCAAUAAAGAAAUAGCAUAAGUAAUCUAAAAAAAUCAAAUAUCCAACAAAAACCAAAAUAAUUAUACGUAAAUACUUUUUCAUUAUCAUCAAAAGAACAAAGCAAUUUAUUGUAAAUAUUAGGAAAGAAAUCCGAAGAUGAUAAUAAAAAAUCUAUAAAAACUCAACCAAGUGAAAUUUAAGUUCCUUGUUUUCAGGAUUAGAUUGUUAUUUAAUAAAAAGAACUGUCUCCCCCUAAAGUAUAAGGAUUUAGAUUUUCAGAAAACUUAAAAUCUUAGAGGAUUAAAUUAUAGAAAGAUUGCAAAAUAGCAAUAGGUUUUGGAGGAUUUUGUCUUUGUGAACCUUCCAUUCCAAUGGAAGGAUAAAGUACAUUUGAGAUUAUGAUUGAUAAAUGUGAUCUAGUAUACCUUGGAAUUUGUAACAAAUAUGCUGUUUAAUCUUAUGAUUAUGAGCCUAGCAUGCAAGCAUUUGACACUCAUGGGUAUUUGUCUUCAUCAUCUAUAACAUUAGUUCCUAUCUAAUUAGUAAUAAUGGAUUUUCAUAUUCUUGCUUAGAAUAAGAAUUUAACAAUGUCAAAUAGAAGUUGAAUUUUAGUUCAGGAGAUAGAAUUACGAUUAUUGUGAAUUAUGUGAAAUCCUAAAUUACAUGGAAAACUAAAUAUAAAAAUCUACUUGUAUUAUAUUCGUUAUUAUAUUACAGACUAUGA
Paramecium octaurelia is the source of this 1467-nucleotide messenger RNA. The record is from the annotation of a GenBank genome assembly. Lineage: Eukaryota; Ciliophora; Oligohymenophorea; Peniculida; Parameciidae.